This is a messenger RNA of Physcomitrium patens, 901 nucleotides long. NCBI's taxonomy places the organism in Eukaryota, Viridiplantae, Streptophyta, Bryopsida, Funariales, Funariaceae. The record is from RefSeq and is a predicted model, not a curated record.
AUGAAAAAGAAAGAAACAUGUGGUGAUGAUGAAGUGUUGUUGGUGCAAGCAUGUUUGCGAGAAGAUCAGCUACCAAAUAGACAAGAAUAUUCAAAUAAGUUGUUAGAGCUAUGCAAAAAAGGUGUAAAAGUAAUAUGUCUUGUUGGCAUGGGUGGAAUAGGCAAGACAACAAUAGAAAAGUUUACAUAUAAUAAUAUGAAGUGUAUGUAUGAUGCCUCAUGCUUUAUUGAAAACAUGCAAAAUAGUGGUAAUAGCUACACCAUUUGUUGCAAUAUUUUGGAAGAAUUCAAGAUUGAAGAAACACCUAAGACUUUGGAAGAUGCACAAGUGCUAUUGAAAUCACACUUGAAGUCAAAAAAAACCAUCUUGGUAUUUGACGAUAUACCUAUAAAUGAGUUUUGUGCAAGCAAUGGAAGCACUUUGAUUGUAACUACACAAAGUUGGAAUUCCAUGAAGCAUUGUUCUAUAAAAAUUGAUAGAAUGAAUAUUGAAGAACUUGAAGAAGGUACAAGUUUAGAGUUGUUUUUGACUCAUUUUCAUGAAAAACAAGUUGAAUUGCCCAAGGAACUUCAUGAUGUAGGUAAAAAGAUUGUGAAAGCUUGCAAUGGCUUACCUUUAAGCUUAAAAGUUAUGGGAGCAUUUUUAAGAGGAUAAAAGAGAGUAAGAUGUUGAGAGCAAGCUUUACAAAGGUUGAAAAGAGCAAGAAAUGUGGAUGGAGAUGAAGAAAAUAGCCACCAUAAGAUUUGGAAAAUAUUGAGAGUAAGCUUUGAUUACUUAAAAGUUGAAGAAAAGAACAUAUUUUUGGACAUUUGUUGUUUUUUUACUAGUGAUGUGUAUCCACAUGGAAUGUCAAAAGAAAGAGCUUUGCGAAUAUGGACAAACAAUGAAGGAUUGGAUUUAA